AAAUAAGAAUUGUUUAAGUUUCAUUUUUAAGGCCAAACACACAAAAAUUCAUCUUGUCAUGAGUUGAAAAUUUUUGCUUAGUCCAUAGAUGACUCGCCUUGUGGCAUUUCUAAUUGUCAUUCUCUUAGUUUCAAGAUCAGUCAUGCCUCAGAUGCCACAGGAUUUCAUUGAUUGUUUGAAUGUGCUAGUAUAUUUCAGCUCAUGCAUAGGAUUUAUCAAUGGACGACUGCAAGAACCAACAUGGAAUUGUUGUAUGGGAGUACAAGAACUCAAUAGGUUAGCAAGGCAGAAUCAUGAUACGCAAAGGAUCUGUCAAUGCAUUGAACUUUUUGCAAGAUUAGGAGAUCCACCUUUCCUUGUUGCCAAUAUCAAUGCUCUUCCAAUCAAGUGCCAGACGCAUCUCAGCUUCCCCAUUUCUAUCAGAAAGGAUUGCUCCAAAGUUCAGUAAACUGAUGAACUAAGCCGAAGACCUCUUGAUGGAGACUGUAGUAUGAAACUGAUAAGAUGGAUAAAGCAUCCAAAUAAAACUUAUUAUUGUUAAUCUAUAUUAGAAAGACAAAAGAACAAGUGUUAUAUUUUGUAAUUACGUUAACAGCCUUGAUUUAUACCAUACUCAUUAGGAAAUGCAAAAUGAAUUUUCAGA
This is a messenger RNA of Hevea brasiliensis (rubber tree), 643 nucleotides long. Its product is annotated as protein ARABIDOPSIS THALIANA ANTHER 7-like. Lineage: Eukaryota; Viridiplantae; Streptophyta; Magnoliopsida; Malpighiales; Euphorbiaceae. The transcript has 2 exons. The record is from RefSeq and is a predicted model, not a curated record. Gene Ontology annotation, cellular component: membrane. Gene Ontology annotation, molecular function: lipid binding. Gene Ontology annotation, biological process: lipid transport. Bases 89 to 448 code for a protein of 119 amino acids.